Darwinula stevensoni is the source of this 1179-nucleotide messenger RNA. The record is from the annotation of a GenBank genome assembly. NCBI's taxonomy places the organism in Eukaryota, Metazoa, Arthropoda, Ostracoda, Podocopida, Darwinulidae.
AUGACGGAGAUCUACGACCUCGUUGUGGAGAGGUACAAGGCCGGAAACCGCCCAGUGGACCUCAUGAAGGAAUUGAAGAACCUGAAGGUCACCCCAAACAUGGCCCAGGGGUGUGAAAAAGAGGACCAUCCGCACGCCAGAGAUAAUCAAGAGCAGCGGAACAAGAUUGCCUUCAACCCACACAGGUCCUUCAGGAAGAUGGCCAAGGAGGCCGUCAUUGAUCCCAAGACAGUGUGGGACAUCUUGCAUGAGGAUCUGGGUACAAAGUCCUACUCCAUACAAAAGCGGCAGCUCCUGACUGAUGUCCAGAAGCAGAAGAGGCUGGAUUGUUCCCGAAAGCUACUGAGCAGGCUGAAAAAAGGGUAUCUUAGCAAGUUCGUGCUCACAGACGAGAAACUGCUCAUAGUUGAAGCUGUCCAGAAUCUCAGGAACAACAGGGUGGUGGCCAAGAACAUCAAGGCCAUCCCUGGAAAUGAAAAAUUCCACCUGAAGGGAAAGCACCCUGCCGGAAUCAUGGUCUGGGCCGAGAUCAGCACGUCCAGGAAGACCUCCCUUGUGUUCAUCCCACCUGGCGUCAAGAUACGUAUGAAGGAGUUUGGAGACCAUACGAGCAGUGAGACACAGGUUUUCCUUCGAGACGUCUUCAAAGCUGAGUGGGAAACAAUGCUGGGUAAUUCGGAGAAUUGUGGACUAGCAGUUCGCCUUUUGAAAUCAGGGAUUCUCACGCAAAGAGACUUCGAUGAGAUCAUGGUACCAAGGAAACAGAAUGACCGGAAUAUCAUUCUCUUCAUGAAGUUACCUGCUAGAGUCACUUCAGAUAACUUUCAAGACUUCCUCAAAGUGUUGGAAAACGCAGGACAAAAUGAUAUUUGCGGAAAACUUCUUGCACAAUCGAGCAGUGAGACACAGGUUUUCCUUCGAGACGUCUUCAAAGCUGAGUGGGAAACAAUGCUGGGUAAUUCAGAGAAUUGUGGACUAGCAGUUCGCCUUUUGAAAUCAGGGAUUCUCACGCAAAGAGACUUCGAUGAGAUCAUGGUACCAAGGAAACAGAAUGACCGGAAUAUCAUUCUCUUCAUGAAGUUACCUGCUAGAGUCACUUCAGAUAACUUUCAAGACUUCCUCAAAGUGUUGGAAAACGCAGGACAAAAUGAUAUUUGCGGAAAACUUCUUGCACAAUAA